CCUGUGCUAUUUACUUUUGGCAAAGCUUGUGCUUUGGUUAUGUAGUUUGUAUAAGGUUAGAGUACCGCUUCACUUGCACAUGGAGGGGAAUUCAUUGUGCAAGAGCCAAUGCACUGUUGGAAUAUCGUACACUUUGGAAUUUCACAUUUCGUACUGCACUGGAAAUGUGUUCUAUAGUAUAUAGAAAGAGCCAGCAGAGGAAACACAUGAGAGGUUUUGGCUCGUCUAAUGUGACACAAGAAGCCUCCGAAACAGUCACAUUUGGUGUGUGGUUAUUUACCCCCUCACAAUGUGUGGGUGAAGGUAUGGUAGUGUGGUAGAGGUUCACUCCAGAGUCAAAAAGCAUAUCAAUUGUCACCACAACAAUUGCCAAAUAUCACACUCAGUGCAAAAAUGAUAGAUUUAAUAGACAAUCUUUUUUAUUACAAUAUCUAUAACACAUGAUCUAGUUCAUAUUUGCACAGGACUAGUAUUACUAGAUCCUUAUAAUUAUUGCCCCAUGUAAUACUUUUUGUCAUUCAGUAUUUACCGUUAUGAUACAGAAGCCUGGAGGCUGUUCUAGGCUUGAUGAUAUUUCAACUUGAUGAGGGAUAGCCUAAUAUUGGCUUUCAGUUCAGAAAGAAGUCUAAAUAACAAUGCACUUCAAAGAAGAAGCACAAACUGUAUGCAGUCAUUUAACCUCAAACUCUGACGCCCACUGGUGGCAUUUUCUAAAGGUACAUUUUGGUUUCAAAACUAUAAGUCCUACACAUGCUUAAUACUGUUAGAAUGGUAAGAACUGUGGGAUUCUGAUAAGGGAAACAAUGUGACUACUACAGAGCCUGAGCUACAACCCUUGAAAUGUACAGUUUUAGUUUUUUGUCGGGGGUAUUUUUUGUUGGGGAAUAACAGAUUUCAAAUUCUAGGUUUGAAAUAAAAUAUGUCACCAAUUACUGUUCCAAAAGCAUAAAACAAAGAUUCUGAUCUUUGACCUAAUGAUGACGCUCUAAACAUGCACAUAUUCUCAUAGGAACGCAGCCAUUUUAAAUGCACAGGGCUUGUGCAAUGUGUUUUCUUCUUACAGGAAUGAUAUACAUAGGAGGAAGCUGAAAUCUCUAUCUAUCUAUUGAUGUACAGUAAAUAUAACCACUGUCUGAUUCCCAGUUCGUCAACUAGAUAGCAGUAGGUGAUCACAUGAUGUCUCUUGGCCACUUGAAACCAUUUGGAUUUUUUCUUGAAACCAUUUGGAGUCACUGUGCCAAAUGGCUAAAUGGAUUUUCAAACCUGACAUCUUAAAACGAUCUUAGCAACCAGGGCUUUCAAGUUAUGGAGUAGAACUAAUUAAAAUAUGACACAGGCAGGUGAGGAAACUUCAAACGUAUUUUCCCAUUCACUUUUCCUAUUGUAAACGAUGAGCUAGAUCAACGGCACAUGUGGAGGACUCAUACAAGGUAAUGUGGACGGAGAAGGAAAUGCAUUGCUUUACAAUGACCACCAGGGUGUACCAUUUCCAUGCAUACUAAAUGCUUGCACUUCUGGUGACUUGACCUACAUUUCCUACUCUAUGAAUAUGACCAUGGCGCAUUAUUUAUGGUCUUUAUGGUCAAAUUUUGAGUUGUGACAAGCUACAUCACAUUACACUUCAGCUUGAUGUUUUUAGCUAGUUACUGUAUUAUUCCCCUUUCAUCUGUGGUAUCAUACCUAGCCUGGCUCGCUAGCAUUAUAAAUUAAUGUUGGUAAACAAAAGGUAUGUACCAAACUCGCUGGACCUGGUACCUUGUCCAAAACAAAUACUCAGAAUUUAACAGGUUUUAAUUCAUUGGCACUAUAGUCUGCCAAAUCUUGUUUUAAAACGGUUUUCAGAUCCCAGACAGGACCAUGCUACCUUUUUACAUGAAUCUAAAUGUCUGCCUGAUCAUAGGUUGUCUGUGUGAAGUCAUUGUUACCAUGGCAUGGAGUUCCAACAGCACCAAACUGGACAACACCACCUUGUCCCUGUUCCAGAACGUGACAGCCAGUACAGCAAUCUCCAUUGUCUACAUUGUGGUCACCAUCAUCAACCUGGUAGGAAACAGCCUCUCCAUGUGGCUCCUCCUCUUCCAUACGUCUCCCAAAACUCCCUCCAUCAUCUUCAUGAUCAACCUGACCCUGACUGACCUGACCUUGGGCCUUGUCCUGCCCUUCCAGAUCAUGUAUCAGAUGCAAGGGUAUAAUUGGAGCCUGGGCCCAGGCAUGUGCAGGCUCUUGACCCUGGUGUUCUUUGCCAACAUGUACUGCUCAAUUCUAACUAUGACCGCCAUCAGUGGAGACCGCUACCUGGGCAUCUGCCGGCCCAUGCUCUUCUGUGAGACCAGGGAAAGGAAGUCAUUCGCUGUGAUUGUCUGCUUCGCCAUGUGGACAGUCGUCCUAUUGGUCCUGUACCCACUCACUAUAACCGACCUGACGUUCCACGUUCCAGAACUCAGGAUUACCACCUGCUUCGACGUUCUGAAGAGGGACAUGCUUCCAUCCAUGGUGGCCUGGGCUGCCUUCCUUCUUGCACUGUUUGUCAUCCUCUUCCUCAUCCCGUUCUGCAUCACUGUUUUCUGCUACAUCAGCAUCAUCCGCAAGCUGGCCCGAGACUCCAAGACCAAACAGAAGGAUAAGGCUAUUGGUCUCGCGGUCACCGUCCUAACGGUUUUUACGCUCUGCUUCACUCCCAACAACAUCCUCCUCCUGGCUCACACCAUCCGGAGGCUCUUCUAUGGGGACUCCCUCUACAUGGCCUACAAGCUGACUCUCUCCCUCAGUUGCUUCAACAGCUGCCUGGACCCCUUCAUCUACUACUUUGCCUCUAGGGAGUUCCGGAAGAAGUUGAGGCAGAUGCUAAGGCUGAGAACACCGAGCAGUCUGGACACGGGGAAGACAGACCUGCACAGAGAGAGCCUGUACUCCGCCCAGUAUGUUUCUGAGGGACAGGGUAGAGAGAACGGCAGAGUGUCUGUUAAACAACACUGUUAAAAAACAGAGAGAGGGCCUCCAGAGUGGUGCAGCGGUCCAAGGCAAUGCAUUGCAGUGUUAGAGGCAUCAUUACAGACCCGGGUUCUGUCGCAGCUGGCCGUGACCGGGAGACACAUGAGGCGGCGCACAAUUGGCCAAGUGUCGUCCAGGUUAGGGGAGGGUUUGGCCGGCCGGGAUGUCUUUGUCCCAUUACACUCUAGCGACUCCUUGUGGUGGGCCAGGCGCAUGCACGUUCCUCUGACAGAUUGGUGCAGCUGGCUUCCGGGUUAAGCAAGCAGUGUGUCAAGAAACAGUGUGGCUUUGCAGGGUUGUGUUUCAGAGGACGAAUGAGUCUUGACCUUCGCCUUUCCUGAGUCCGCAUGGGAGUUGCAGCGAUAGGACUAGACUGUAACUUCAAAUUGGGGAGAAAAGGGGGUAAAAAUUACAACAACAAAAACUGAGAAACAUUCCUGUUCAGAUAAUUUCACAGGAAUGUUUUUGUGUGCUGUAUAUAGACCCAGUAACAAACAAGGCUAGAUGGUGCUUCAAAAAGUUAGUAAAAUAGGGUAAUUUAUUUUGUGAAGGACUGUUGCAACUUGCAUAAAGAUAUCAAUGAGAUGUGUGUGGCUAAGUGAAAGCUAUGCUCCUUUUACCUCGAAUGUGAUCUCUGCCUCCUGCCAAUUCGGGCGGAUUCAUUGUUUCAUUGUGUGAAUUAUUAAACCUACCUACUGGGGUAAUUUCAACAAAAUGACAUUGAACCAAUGUGGAAUAGACAAUGAAUUGAUUUCUCUGCCCAGUGGGUACCUUUGUUAAAUGUUCAUCCAUUCCCCACUAAUUAUAUCACCAGUAAUGAAUUUAAUGUUAAUCUCCAUCAUCUAGAAUGUUAGGGUGUUUAAAUCACGAAAUUCUAUUCAUUCAUGAAAUAAAUAUUAAUUUACCAGUCUCAUUCUCUGAGAUUUUGAUGUCAUUUUCACAAUGUGGAACAUUGGAACACUCCAUAAGUAAAUAUAUUUUAAAAUUAUAAUAAUUGCACUUGUCUUUUCCUACUAGCACUGACUUAGCUGAUUAACUUCUUAUUGAGGAAUUUCCUUUUUACUAUGACUGUGAUAUAUGGUCGUCCCAUCUAGCUAUCUUAAGAUAAAUGUAGUGUAAGUCGCUCUGGAUAAAAGUGUCUGCUAAAUGAGUCAAAUGUAAAAAUAUAAACAUCUGAGCGUGCAUAGAAAGAGAACUUUAUGGCCUGUGUGCUACGAUUGGGUUCAGUACUAUGAAAAGUGUUGAAUUUAGGAACUGUGAUAAAAUGUUGAGAUUGUCUUAUUUAGAUGCAUUCACCAAUGUAAUGAUGGAUAUGGGAAUUGCCUUUGAAAGUGCAUAUGUAUCGGUUUGAGGUCCUGUGAUUCAGAUUCCUUUUGGUUUCUUGGCAUGGACACGGGUAGCCUUUGCCGGCUGAGAGUACUUAGCACUUCUUAACAGAGUUCCAGUAGUAAUUUGCAAACCUAGCACGAACCGAUUCUACAAGUAGAAAUGGCCGAAAAUGUCGGCAGUCAGACACCCACAGGUGGGUGGUCCCGAAAACACACCACGCGGUCAGCGAGCGAAGACACAGCAGAUGAGGGGUCUUGAAAACCUGUGUCUGUUCAGAUGCUACAGGUUGAGCCUGAUUUAGAGGUUAUCUAUUUUGGCUGUUGCCAGUGUAUAUAUUGAAAAUCUAAACAACAAUAUCUAGAAAACAAUUGAUCCAGAUGAUUAGAAAAAUUAUAGGCCCAUCUCAAACCUCCCUUUUCUUUCAAAGAUUCUAGAGAAAACUGUUGCUCAGCAGCUUUCCUUCUUCCAACAGCACCACCAUGAGGCCAAACACAAGAAUACUCCACAGCCCUCAUACUAAACUCCAAAGCUUGAAGCCAGUUCCACUGCAUUUUUUCAUUGUUCCCCUCUAAAAAGGGACUGAUAUAUAUCUGGGACACCAGGUGGGUAAAAUUAAUUAUCAGGAAGAACAGAAAACCAGCAGGCUCCGGACCUCAUAGUGUAAGAGUUGAAUACCCCUGCUCUACAGGUUAGCUAGACUCACAUCCCUGAGAAUGUGUGCCAAAUUCCAUAACUCAGAGUCAAACAGAUCAAGAGAUAUUAAUAGGUGCCUGUUAUAGACCCACCAUGUGGUUGAUCAGAAUAUUUUUUUGCAUAUAUUGAGUCUUGACAGACAGAGUUCUGAAUAUUUGUAUCAAGAUUUGUUACAAUAUGAAUAACCAUGUCUGAUUUAUAUGCAUUGAUUUGCUUGAUAUUUUCUAUUACAUGGCGCCUUCACUGUUGGAUCACCAUGAAAGACCUGUAAAUAAAGUCUACACCUUGAGCACUUAA
Oncorhynchus kisutch (coho salmon) is the source of this 5310-nucleotide messenger RNA. Its product is annotated as P2Y purinoceptor 8. The transcript is spliced from 2 exons. Gene Ontology annotation, cellular component: plasma membrane. Gene Ontology annotation, biological process: phospholipase C-activating G protein-coupled receptor signaling pathway; positive regulation of Rho protein signal transduction. The record is from RefSeq and is a predicted model, not a curated record. Bases 1858 to 2979 code for a protein of 373 amino acids. NCBI's taxonomy places the organism in Eukaryota, Metazoa, Chordata, Actinopteri, Salmoniformes, Salmonidae. Gene Ontology annotation, molecular function: G protein-coupled receptor activity.